AUGGCCACUGCAGAAGAAGACUUCAGCUUCCCUGCCACCACCACCGAUUCACCACCGCGAUUCAUUGAGUCACCACCUCUUUGGCGGCACUCCCCAUCCCCAACCUCCCACCACCAGAAACCAGAAAAGUCUAGAGAUAAACGAGUAGAAGAUGAAGAGAAAUUCAGUUUCCAGCCGUCUCUUCUUCAUGAAGAUGAAGAAGAGAAAAUGGACAUGUUGUGGGAGGAUUUGAAUGAUGAAUCCUCAAGAAGCUGUGGGAAAAUGGAACAGAAUUCUGAUAUUCCUUCUCCGGGAAGGGAAGUGCAAGUCAGCUGUGUUAAAGCCUUGAAGUUAUCAAAAGCAAAUGGAGGCAGGCUUUCUGGGAAGAAACUAGACAUUUUAGUACUCAUCAAUGUCUUGAAGAAGGUCUUUCUCAUGCAUAGUUCUCAUCGUACUAUCAAGAAGCAAGCAUGGUAA
Messenger RNA from Sesamum indicum (sesame), 456 nucleotides. RefSeq lists its product as uncharacterized. The record is from RefSeq and is a predicted model, not a curated record. NCBI's taxonomy places the organism in Eukaryota, Viridiplantae, Streptophyta, Magnoliopsida, Lamiales, Pedaliaceae.